This is a messenger RNA of Cricetulus griseus (Chinese hamster), 3198 nucleotides long. The record is from RefSeq and is a predicted model, not a curated record. Lineage: Eukaryota; Metazoa; Chordata; Mammalia; Rodentia; Cricetidae.
CGAGGGGCAGCCCGGGGUUGGCGGCGCCUUCGGUUGAGGUCUCGGGUUCGGGGCCGCCGAGUCGAGCGGCUGCGUGGUCUCGUGAGCGCCGCGGCUGUCCCGUCACCACGCUGUUGAGCACGAAGACGCAGGUUGUUGGGCCUUCAUCGUAGGAGCAGGUGAGGUGUGUGGGCAGGCGAAUUACGGAGGCCUUGGAGAAGGUUGCUGGAGAAGGAAUCACAGCUGUGAUCCAAAGGACCCUCCCCUUUCCUCGGGCACACUCUGCUUUGGUGCAGGGCAAUGGCUGAGGAAAGUCAGGAGAUUGGUGGCAUCCAUUUCCCGUUUCCCUUCCCACCCUAUCCUAUCCAGAAGGACUUCAUGGCAGAGCUCUACAAGGUUUUGGAGGCUGGCAAGAUUGGGAUAUUUGAGAGUCCAACCGGCACAGGCAAGUCCUUAAGUCUUAUUUGUGGGGCUCUCUCCUGGCUCCGUGACUUUGAACAGAAGAGGUUACAGGCGGAGGCUCGUCUUCUUGCACCUGGGUCUGGCCCCACGUGUGGUGGGAAGAACUCGCUCCCACCUUGCUCACCUUGCCAAGAGCCCUGUGACACCCCGAGGCCUGCUGGAGAGCCCGACUGGGUCACUGAAUUUGUUCAGAAGAAAGAAGAAAGGGACCUGAUAGAGAGACUGAAGGAGGAGCAGGUGAAGAGGAGGAAGCGAGAAGAGCGUCUGCAGCAAGCCUGCCAGGGUGGAAGGCUCAGGUGUGCAGCAAAGCGCACGAAACAGGAAGAAGAGGAGACGGAGACUCUCUUGCGCCUCAGCAAGGAGAUGCUGGCUGAAGGGACGGGACUGGAGCAGCUGGAGUGUGGGGAGGAGGCGCUGCUUCUGGCAGAGUACGAGAGUGAUGAGGAGAGCAGAGCCAGCAGGGUGGAUGAGGAUGAGGAUGACUUGGAGGAAGAACAUGUAACCAAAAUUUAUUACUGCAGUCGGACACACUCACAGCUGGCCCAGUUUAUACAUGAAGUACAGAAGAGCCCUUUUGGCAAGGAAACCCGGCUAGUCUCUCUUGGCUCUCGGCAGAAUCUGUGUGUGAACGAAGAUGUGAAAAGCCUGGGUUCUGUGCAGCUUAUGAAUGACCGCUGUGUGGACAUGCAGAGAAGCAAACAUGAGAAGACCGGAGCUGGGGAAGACAUGCCAAAGAAAAGGAGACGGAGAAUCCAGACCUCUUGCCCCUUUCACAACCAUGAGCAGAUGCAGCUUCUUCGGGAUGAGAUUCUGCUGGAGGUGAAGGACAUGGAGCAGCUUGUGGCCCUCGGGAAGGAAGCACGGGCCUGCCCCUAUUACGGAAGCCGCUUUGCCAUCCCUGCAGCCCAGCUCGUGGUACUGCCUUACCCCAUGCUGCUGCAUGCAGCCACCCGACAGGCUGCAGGAAUCAGGCUGCAAGGCCAAGUGGUCAUCAUUGAUGAGGCACACAACCUGAUAGACACCAUCACCAGCAUCUACAGCACAGAGGUCAAUGGUUCCCAGCUCUGCCAGGCCUAUUCCCAGUUGCUGCAGUACAUGGAAAGAUACGGGAAGCGUUUGAAGGCCAAGAACCUCAUGUACAUCAAGCAGACCCUGUACUUGCUGGAGAGAUUUGUGGCUGUUUUAGGGGGUAACGUCAGGCAAAAUCCUCGCACGCAGAGCCUGCUCCACACAGGGUCUGAGCUGAAGAGCAUCAACGACUUUCUCUUUCAGAGCCAGGUGGACAACAUCAAUCUGUUCAAGGUGUCUGACUUUCGGGAUCAGCUGCUGGCAUGUUCUGGAGUGGAAGCUGAGCGGGUGGUGGAGUUCUCUUGUGGUCAUGUGAUCCCUCCAGACAACAUCUUGCCCCUUAUUAUAUGCAGCGGGCCCUCUAACCAACAACUGGAAUUCACCUACCAGAGAAGAGAUCUGCCUCAGAUGAUGGAGGAGACAGGCCGCGUCCUCUGUAACCUGUGUAACGUGGUCCCUGGAGGGGUGGUGUGCUUCUUCCCUUCCUAUGAGUACCUGCGCCAGAUACAUGCGCACUGGGACAAGACUGGCCUGCUGGCACGCUUGUCCGUCAAGAAAAAGCUAUUCCAGGAGCCCAAGAGAGCAAGCCAGGUGGAGCAGGUGCUGAUGGCGUAUUCCAAGUGCAUUAUGUGCUGCGGUCAGGCAGGAGGCCAUCUGACAGGGGCCUUGCUCCUCUCUGUGGUUGCAGGGAAGAUGAGUGAAGGGAUUAACUUCUCUGAUGACCUGGGCCGGUGUGUGGUGAUGGUGGGGAUGCCGUACCCCAACAUUAAGUCUCCAGAGCUGCAAGAGAAGAUGGCUUACUUGGAUCAGACCCUGCCUAGGACACAAGGUCAGGCCCCCCCAGGGAAGGUGUUGGUGGAGAAUCUGUGUAUGAAGGCUGUAAACCAAUCCAUAGGCAGGGCCAUUAGGCACCAGAGAGACUUCGCCAGCAUUGUGUUUCUGGAUCAUCGGUAUGCCCGCCCUCCUGUCCUGGCGAAGCUGCCAGCAUGGAUACGAGACCGUGUGGAAGUCAAAGCCACCUUUGGGCCUGCCUUUGCUGCUUUGCGGAAGUUCCAUCGGGAGAAGGCACAACCCUGUCUGCCAUAGGCUGUUCUUUUGCUUAGCCUAAGAUUGUCAAAAGCAUAUGCAGACUGUAAAGACUACAUCAGCUUUCCAGAGGCAGUGAAUUCCAUUGUUGAGAAGCCACCAGGACAAAUCCAGUUCACCCUGAAGGAACAUGGCCUGGAACCUCUUUCAGGGCCCUGCUGUCCACAGGGUCUCCACAUUCAGGUCGUGUUGACUGUGUCUCCAGGAGGAGGUGGAUCUCUCUUGUUUGGCUGCUGCUCCUUCCUGAAGCCUGGGGCAUCUCUUCUAUUCAGCCCCCAAUGCCACCACACAUACCAUGGUCUCAGAAGCAACGCGAGAGGGUCACUAGACUCUCGAUGUGACUACUUUUAGAGUCCCUUUGUCACCAGGGCAUUCUUGACUGUAGAGAAAUAGCCCUCACUCUGCAGUAGUUGUCAGCUCUGUUUUGAACCCAGAAAAUAAGCUCUACUCCCUCAAACAUUCCGUCUCACUGCUCAGACCACCAGAGCAGAGGGCAGACCAUGAUCUGUUCAGCCAUCUCCAUCUGACAAGCCACCCUCCCCUUCUCUUACUGAAUAAAGGGCAUUGUUCACGUGGGCUGAGGCCCGAAAAUGCCAUUCCUUA